Messenger RNA from Neurospora hispaniola, 486 nucleotides. RefSeq lists its product as uncharacterized. The transcript has a single exon. The record is from RefSeq and is a predicted model, not a curated record. The coding region runs from base 1 to 486 and encodes 161 amino acids. NCBI's taxonomy places the organism in Eukaryota, Fungi, Ascomycota, Sordariomycetes, Sordariales, Sordariaceae.
AUGGAGAACCCGAUUGACAGCCAGGAUGUCUCGCAGAAGGACCUGUUUCCUGUAAGCGAGGAAACAUUAGUGUCCCUCCUCGUUGAUCCGGAGACCCGUCGUUUUCACAGUUGGCUUUUCGAUAUUCUGAUGGAUUUUUUCUUCGAAGAGAACGAAAUCCAAGGCGAUCCUCGCGAAGAACUCUUGGAGACGCUGGUCAGCCGUUGCCACGAUGCCAACGGUAUGAGCCAAGAAACUCGCGAGUUUCGCAAGAAUGUCUUGAAAAUCUUGAUACAGGAAGGGCUAUGCAAACCACAUGCUACCCUUUCAGGUCGAGGUGCAGACAUGGAAAAUUCAAUACCCAGCUCCGAGGUGCUGCAGGAGCUCAAGGACGAGUUAGACGACAAGCGACGCGAAGAAAGGCUGAAGAGGAAAAGGGAGGAAGACGAAAGUCAAAAGUUAUUUUGGCUCAAACUUGGAACUCGGAGACCUUUAAGACCACAGUGA